ACUCUUCCACUCUACAUCAUCUUCAACAUGGCUAUGAAACAUUCUUUACUCAAAGUUGCUGUUUUCUUCACAAUUCUCCUUACUGCUACUGCAGUUGAUUUGUCUGGAAACUCAAAGAUGAGCAAAGCAAUGGCACUAUAUGGAGGGUUGCCCCUAUCAAUAUCAAUGAUGAGAUUAUUAGUUCCAAAUGACUUUGCCAUGACUUGUCAUGUGGCUUGUAGAUCUAAUAGUGACUGUGCUGGUGCUUGGUUAUGCCAUUGGUGUUGGCCUCAUGAAAAUCCAACUUGGGGUUAUACUGAGUAUUGGUGUAGCAUGUUGCCUGAUUAAAGAAUAAUUAAUAGUGCUAAUUAAUUAUUUACUCCUUUAAAUUAAAUAAUAGUUAUAUGUAUGUGUUAAGAGUGAUGAUUAUAUGUCUUAUAUAUAUGUUAUAAAUAAUUAGUGUGUAAGUGUUGAAAGUGAGAAGGGAUUAGAGAAAGGUCCUAAUUCACCGAUGUGAGUCAUUUGUGUAAUGAUAGAGGUAUAUCAGCUUCAAAUCGCAAAGUUAAAGAGUACAUCAAGAAUAAGGACCUUUUUCCAAAAUGAAAAUUAUGUAAUACGCACUUUAAAUAACAAUGAUGUGUUGUAUGUGUGUUGAGAGAUCUGAUGAUGUACUAUAUAGUUCAAGUAGUAUUGAUGUACUAUGUGUUAAAAGAGUGUUAUGUAAUAUAUGUAUUUCAAAUAAUAGUGAUGUGUGUGUUGAUAAUGCAUUGGA
This is a messenger RNA of Capsicum annuum, 751 nucleotides long. RefSeq names its product fruit-specific protein. The record is from RefSeq and is a predicted model, not a curated record. NCBI's taxonomy places the organism in Eukaryota, Viridiplantae, Streptophyta, Magnoliopsida, Solanales, Solanaceae. Bases 28 to 327 code for a protein of 99 amino acids. The transcript is spliced from 2 exons.